Messenger RNA from Tachysurus vachellii, 3394 nucleotides. RefSeq names its product tnf receptor-associated factor 4a (gene traf4a). The record is from RefSeq and is a predicted model, not a curated record. Gene Ontology annotation, molecular function: protein binding; zinc ion binding. Gene Ontology annotation, biological process: positive regulation of JNK cascade; regulation of apoptotic process; signal transduction. The transcript is spliced from 7 exons. NCBI's taxonomy places the organism in Eukaryota, Metazoa, Chordata, Actinopteri, Siluriformes, Bagridae. Bases 342 to 1754 code for a protein of 470 amino acids.
GACCUAAACAGAUGGGAGCAGGAGCUUUUGUCCACAGAAGGCUGUCAGUGUUCAUGAAGAUAGACAGUGGACGCGUUUCACCAAAGACCAAACAACAAUAGCAGGAGGAAGCUGACACGUUUCCCAGCCGGACCGCUCGCCUGUUUGUUGUCUGAGAGCCGAAAGACCGUCUUGACAAGAGGACAAUAGUGUGGGGCUUUAGGCUGGAGGCUGCAGGGAGGCUGCAGCCUGGAGGUUUAACCGUCAGCGCUCCUUGUUAAUAAAAGCAGGUUCUCUAACAGUUCAUCAGGGAGAAGAUCCGCUUUGUGCCGUCUAUCCGCUUCACCUGGUCUGCAGUCACAAUGCCCGGCUACGACUAUAAGUUCCUGGAGAAGCCCAAGAGGCGCUUUCAGUGUCCGCUGUGCAGUAAAGCCAUGAGGGAACCGGUGCAGGUGUCGACCUGCGGCCACAGAUUCUGCGACACCUGCCUGCAGGAGUUCCUCAGUGAGGGGGUGUUCAAGUGCCCCGAGGACCAGCUCCCCCUGGACUACGCCAAGAUCUACCCUGACCCCGAGCUGGAGCAGCAGAUCCUGGCUCUAGCUAUCCGCUGCAUCCACAGUGAGGAAGGCUGUCGCUGGACUGGUCAGAUGAAGCAGCUGCAGAGCCAUUUCUCUACCUGUGCAUUCAACGUGAUCCCGUGCCCUAAUCGCUGCAGCGUCAAGCUGACACGCCGAGACCUGCCCGAGCACCUGCAGCACGACUGCCCCAAGCGCAAGGUCAAGUGCGAGUUCUGCGGCAGCGAGUUCACUGGCGAGGCCUUCGAGAAUCACCAAGGCAUUUGUCCCCAGGAGAGUGUGUAUUGUGAGAACAAGUGUGGAGCGAGGAUGAUGAGGAGACUCCUAGCCCAGCACACCAUGUCAGAGUGUCCCAAACGCACACAGCCAUGCAAGUACUGCGGCAAAGAGUUCGUCUACGACACCAUCCAGAAUCAUCAGUAUCACUGCCCACGUUUCCCAGUCCAGUGCCCGAACCAGUGUGGUGCCCCCAACAUCGCCCGUGAAGAUCUCGCAACCCAUGUAAAGGAAAGCUGCGGCAGUGCUUUAGUGCUCUGUCCCUUUAAAGAAGCUGGAUGCAAGCAUCGAUGCCCAAAGCUGGUGAUUGGCCGACACCUGGAGGAAACCACCAAGUCCCACCUGACCAUGAUGUGCAACCUGGUAGGCCGUCAGCGGCAAGAGAUCGCAGAGCUGCGGCGAGAUCUAGAGGAGCUCUCAGUGAGCCAUGAUGGUGUACUCAUCUGGAAACUGAACGACUAUUCACGCAAGUUGCAGGAGGCCAAAAUGCACAGCAACCAUGAGUUCUUCAGUCCACCCUUUUACACACACCGCUAUGGCUAUAAGCUGCAGACAUCCGCUUUCCUCAACGGCAACGGGAGCGGCGAAGGCUCACAUCUCUCCGUCUACAUCCGUGUGCUGCCUGGCGAAUACGACAACCUUCUCGAGUGGCCCUUUUCCUACAAGGUCACUUUCUCCAUUAUGGACCAGAGUGAUCCAUCACUCUCCAAACCACAGCACAUCACUGAGACGUUCAACCCGGACCCAAACUGGAAGAACUUCCAGAAACCCAGUGGCAGCCGCAGCUCACUGGACGAGAGCGCGCUAGGCUUUGGCUACCCCAAGUUCGUCUCGCACGAGGAGAUCCGCAAGAGGAACUACAUCCGUGACAAUGCUAUCUUCCUGAAGGCCUCUAUUGAGAUCCCACAAAAGAUCAUGGCUUGAAGGCUGAAGGCUUUGAAACCUUGGACCAACACAUUACUGACUUUAUGUGUAGACCUCCUGAUGUUCCUCCACCUGAAGCACGCUGAAGGACAAACCUUUAGAUUUAGAGUCUGUCCGAUCUGGUGAAGCUUAGGAAAGUUCUUGUUUUGCUCCACAAAACCAGCAUGUUAUUUUUGUUUUUUUAUAAGUCUGGUUUUCAGUGCUUUUUCCUUGCAACACAAGCCUCUGGACUUUCAACAGUGCCUAGAAAUUUUCGGUUAAAGUUUUGUUUAAAAAUGUGAUUUAAGACACCUUAUAGUGGGGUGUAAAAGGUCGUACAGUAUGUAGCCUUUGCACUUUGAGAAUGUUUGAAUGCUCUGUUGGAAACAAUGCACCACUGUUCAAAAUACACCGCAGGUGACAAAACUCGUGGGGUCUGGCGUAGGAAUUCCGUGUACAUCUUGCCUUUUGUUUACACACUCUGUCCCGUUCAACAGAAACUCAGCAGCAGGGCCAGUGACACACAGUUUUCUUAUUUACAUAGUUUGUAGUUAACUAACAGCAGCUGUGAAGUGAACAUGCCUGACUUGGUUAUCUGCUGUCUUUCGAGGUCUUUCCAGUCUCAGCUUUUAGUUUAGUACAUUGUAAUUUUACUCUUAAGAGAAUUGUGAUGCGCUGCAAUUGUGAUAUCUUCUUGAGUUUAAGGAGAAUGCAUUGAUGGAAGAACUUGUUUACAUGCUAGUGUUGGAAGAAGGGACGGUGUACUAAAAACUAACAGUGAACGUUUUAACAUCGCAUACUGCAUACUAUGUACUGUAACCUGCAUUUAUGAAACCUCUGUCGAUUGAGAAUUUUUUUUUUUUUUCAAAGAGCAGACCAUCAUGUGGAAACUAAAUUCACUCAUGUGAAUGAAGUGUGAGGAAAAACUGAUCUAAAAGCUAAUGUGUUCUAAAACUGGAGAUGGGACCUCCAGAUAUUCUGCUCUUCUCUUUGUCUAACUCUGCUGGUCACUGGCAGCUGAGAGAGAGUACAAGGGACUCCAAAGUAUGUCGGUGCCUCAAAUGGAUGGGCGCUCCCAUUUUGCCUUUGCAGCUUGCAAAUAUCUGAGGAAGAUAAGCUUUGAUAAGGUUCUCAGACUGCAGACCAGGAGGGGUUAGUCCGUAAUAUGUGAAGACUUAUGAAAGACAUACGAAUGCACGUUUGUACAUUCGCUUUCUUCUCUUCCUGCUCUUCAUAAAAAGUCCUGAUUAUACCACACUAUUAUACCAGCUAAUGUUGUCAAAAUAACAUUGAGAAAAUGUGGGGAAAAUUUUUUGCAAGAUUCUGUAUUUUACAAUGUAUUUCAAAACAUUUUAUACAACACUUUUGGAGUGACAGACAAGGGAGCUGUUCUUGGACAUUUUCUGACCCUUGCUUCCUUCCUUCCUUCCUUCCUUCUUUCUUUUCUUUCAAUUUCUCUGAAAUGUGCACCGUUGUUUUUCGGUCUGCAUCUGAUUUAUUUUUUUGUUGUCGUGUAUUCUGUAUUUGUCUGUACUUUAAGUUCUAAAAAAGUAUUUAUUUUAAGCCAUUGCAUAGGCUUGUUAUGCAUACUGGUGCAAAUGUUUUAUAUGUUAAUGAUUGCUUGUCAUUUUCCCCUUGAAAUAAAAUGAUGACUGUGUGUG